AUGUUUCAACCGGGGUUUGGUGGUGGCUUUGAUCCGGCCAACCCGGAGCAUCUCUACAAUAUGGCCCGUGGUCGAAGACCGAUAAUCCAGCGAUUCGAUGAAUACUACAGGUGCUAUCCCGUCGUCAUGGCCCCCGGUGCGGAGCGACCCGAGCUAAACUAUGGUUCAAAAAUCAUUCUACCCCCAUCAGCACUGGACAAAGUUUCAAAGCUGCACGUGCAGUGGCCACUGCUGAUGGAGAUGAUUAACGGGGAGAAAGGAAGGCAUUCCCACGCUGGUGUGUUGGAGUUUAUUGCCGAGGAAGGACGAGCAUACAUUCCCCAGUGGAUGAUGGAAACGUUGGGUAUGGAAGUUGGGGAUAUGAUUCAAAUCAGAACGACGUCACUCGAGCUGGCCAAAAUGGUCAAACUACAGCCACAAUCAGUCAACUUCUUGGAGAUUAGCGAUCCAAAAGCAGUUCUUGAGCGGGCAUUCCGAAACUUCGCCACCCUGACCAAAGGCGAUGUGUUCAACUUUGAGUACAACGACGAGAUAUACGAGGUUGCCGUAUUGGAUGUGAAGCCAGAAACAGACAAAAUGGGCGUCAGUAUGAUUGAAACGGACGUAUCAGUCGAGUUCGCACCGCCCGUCGGCUACGUCGAGCCAGAAAAGAAGAGCGGCACCAAUACACCCGGCAGUACUCGAGGCGGCGUUCCAGUCGGAGGAAUCGUUCACGGACAAGGCACCAUGGCCCAGGCCAUCGGCUACAGCUCUAUUGCUCCAUCAGUCACAAGUACUCCCACCAACUUUAUCGGCGAAGGUCUGCGGCUCGCCAAGAAGGGCAGCAAGACUUCGACGCCCAAACCUGCGACACCCGUUCCUGCGGAACCGGCUGCACCCAAAAGCCGAACAGGGGCACCAGCACCGCUACGUCUAGCACCCAAUAAGCUCUUCUUCGGGUAUGAGUUUAAGCCGUUAAAAACGACGGAGGAGAAAGAGCAGGAGAAGGAAGACGCGAAGCGACCACACUUUGCUGGCCAGGGACAAAGUCUGCGCGGAACAGUCAAGCGAAAGGGUGAGGGGGACGAAAAGAGCAAAGCGCCGGAUAAGAAGGGUCCAAGUGAAGGUUACAGACUGGACGGCCGUCGUCCAAAGUAA
Pochonia chlamydosporia 170 is the source of this 1137-nucleotide messenger RNA. Its product is annotated as ubiquitin fusion degradation protein. Gene Ontology annotation, cellular component: VCP-NPL4-UFD1 AAA ATPase complex. The record is from RefSeq and is a predicted model, not a curated record. The coding region runs from base 1 to 1137 and encodes 378 amino acids. Gene Ontology annotation, molecular function: polyubiquitin modification-dependent protein binding. The transcript has 3 exons. Lineage: Eukaryota; Fungi; Ascomycota; Sordariomycetes; Hypocreales; Clavicipitaceae.